Molecule: messenger RNA, 1347 nt
Organism: Hippoglossus stenolepis (Pacific halibut)
Lineage: Eukaryota; Metazoa; Chordata; Actinopteri; Pleuronectiformes; Pleuronectidae
Product: annexin A1
Exons: 13
Coding region: 127-1167 (346 amino acids)
Biological process (GO): cell surface receptor signaling pathway; regulation of hormone secretion; alpha-beta T cell differentiation
Cellular component (GO): plasma membrane; cytoplasm
Molecular function (GO): phospholipase A2 inhibitor activity; calcium ion binding; calcium-dependent phospholipid binding
Source: RefSeq, a predicted model, not a curated record
CAGGCGAUUGGCUGCUUCACGUCUGCAGGUGCAAAAUCCACCGGCCUGAGAAUUGGGCGGAGACGCUGCAGAACGAGUUGAAAAGUGAUCUGUGAGGACAGGUCCCCAGCAGCAGGUUGAGUAAAGAUGUCGGUCUUCAAGAAAUUCUUCAAAGAUAUCAUCCGUAAAAGACACCCUGACAAUGACACCGUCACAGUGAAGGGUAAACCCAAGCCUAAGUAUUAUGGGACAGUCACCCCCCAUCCCAACUUCAGCGCCAGCAGCGACGCCUCAGUCCUCAACAGUGCCAUUGAGAGUAAAGGAGUGGACGAGGACGUGAUCAUCGCCGUCCUGGUGAGAAGAAACAACGAGCAGAGGCAGAAGAUCAAGACCGUUUAUGAAGCGUCCACUGGGAAUAAGCUGGAUAAAGAUCUGAAGUCGGCUCUUCGCUCAGAUUUGGAGGACGUCUCUCUGGCUCUGCUCAUGACGCCGGCUCAGUUUGACGCCUACCUGGUCAGGAAGGCCACAAAGGGCUUCGGGACAGAUGAGGACGUCCUGGUGGAGGUACUGGCGACGAGGUCGAACGAAGAGAUUCAAGAGCUCAAGACGGUUUUUAAACAAGAGUACGGACAGGAGCUGGAAGAGGUCAUCGAGAAAGAGACCCGAGGCGACCUCACCGAGGCUCUUCUGGCCAUGUUGAGAGCAAACAAAGACGAGAGUAAUGAAAUCAACAUGGGGCUGGCCAAAGAGGACGCAGAGACGCUGUUUGAGGCUGGCGAAAACACCAAAGGAAUCAACGUGUCGACCUUCAUCAACAUCCUGACCUCGAGGAACGGGCCGCAGCUCUCCAAGAGUGAGUCGCAUUACGCCUCCGUCAGUGACCUCUCGCUCCCCAAGGCCUUGUUCAUGGAGCUGAAAGGAGACAUCGAGGACUGUCUCGUUGACAUCGUGAAAAUAGCCUGGAACAAAUCUGCGUUCUUCGCUGAGAAGCUCCACAAGGCCAUGGAGGGCCACGGCACAUGCGAGGACACGCUGAUCCGGGUGCUGGUCAGUCGCUCCGAGAUCGACCUGAAGAAGAUUGUGGAGGAAUACAGGGCCAUGUUCGACACCAGCCUUCAGGAGCAUAUACUGAAUGACACAAAGGGACAUUACCAGAAGGUUCUGCUGGGCCUGUGUGGACCUCACUGAACUGGAUCUGCUCUGGAGAUCAAGGCUGUCGUGUCCUCGGGAAGUCGCAGAAAUGUCUGAAGACGAAUAAAUGUCAUUGACAAAUUUGUCUUUUUGAGUUGAUCAAAAUAAAUAUAAAUAAAUAUAACUGUCGUGUGUUAUCUUUCUGACGAAUAAAACACAUUUAUAAUAUCAAUAAAA